AUGUACUCUCAGGCGCUUGAAAGGCUGCAUCACGUCGCAGUAUAUCUCACUCCGAGCGUCGACACUAUUUCCAACACAACAGGAACGCUCGUCGAGCUCGCAAAGCACAGCAUCCCAUGUCUAACUGCUCUCGGGCUUCAUGAUCUUCGCAGGGAGAUCACAGCCUACAUCACUCAGGAACCACUCCGUCUCGCUUCGAUCUGUCUCUUCGCUUUCCCUGAGGCAGUUAUCUCGCCCAUUCUAUACCUCACAGGAUUUGGAUCUCUGGGUCCUAUUGCUCAUUCUCUAGCCGCGUGGUAUCAAGCCUCGUUUGGUAACCCGGUGGCAGGAGGGGCCUUUGCACACUUGCAAAGCGCGGCGAUGGGUGGCUAUGGACUGGGUGUUUUGAACACUGCUCUUCGGGGGGUAGUGGGUGUAGCUACGGGGGUGCAGAUGGCUUUGGGGAAGGCGAAUGGGACUUUGGCAGGAUGA
Aspergillus lentulus is the source of this 471-nucleotide messenger RNA. RefSeq lists its product as uncharacterized. NCBI's taxonomy places the organism in Eukaryota, Fungi, Ascomycota, Eurotiomycetes, Eurotiales, Aspergillaceae. Gene Ontology annotation, cellular component: membrane. The record is from RefSeq and is a predicted model, not a curated record.